GUAAACUCAGUUGUCAAUCCAUAUCAUACACAGAAACACAUGUUUGUGUGUAUUUAGCAAUUACCUUUGUGGAGCUGAGGACCAGAGCUUGAUAGCAUAGGAAGGAGAGAUGUGAAACACAUCCUGUGGUGGUGCACACGAUUCUUCUUCUUCAUCUUUGUAAGCUCUCAAAAUGAGUGAACAACCACACAUCCUCUUAGUCUCAUUCCCUGCACAAGGCCACAUAAACCCAACUCUCCAACUCGCCGACCGACUCUUCCGAAUCGGCCUUCAAGUCACCUUCGCCACGAGCUUCUCCGCCCACAAACACAUCUCAAAAACCCAAAAUACCCCUCCAGGCCUCUCUAUUCUCUGCUUCUCCGAUGGCUACGACCAGGGCUUCACUCUUGGGCAUGGUUCCGGUAAUUUCAUGUCCCAGUUUAAACUUCACGGCAUGAAAAAUCUCAAGCAUCUCAUUCUGGACAUCAACAGCCAAGGCGCCCGGCGUCCCAUUACUCACAUAAUUUACUGUCAUCUUGUUUAUUGGGCGUCAAUUGUGGCGCGAGAGCUUCACAUUCCGUCGACGAUGCUUUGGAAUCAAGCAGCUACUGUUCUUGGUAUUUACUACCAUAAUUUCCAUGGCUAUGAAGAUUUCAUCAGAGAAAACGUGAACAAAGCCUCGUUUUCGGUUACCUUUCCGGGUCUACAUCCGUUAAGUAUCCGUGACCUUCCUUCUUUUUUUCAUCCUUCAAAUGAACAUGUCUUUGUUCUGCCGUUAUUGAAGCAGCAGUUCGAGAUUCUCGAUGACAAGGAGACCAGUACAAAAGUACUUGUCAAUACUUUUGAUGCACUAGAAUCGGAGACCUUAAAAGCUCUUAACGAGUAUCCUGCAAUUGGUGUUGGGCCUUUGAUUCCAUCUUCUUUUCUGGACGGACGAGAUUUGUCUGAUAAUUCAAAGGAAUACAUGAAGUGGUUGAGCUCGAAGGCUUCAAAUUCAGUGAUUUAUGUAUCAUUUGGAAGCCUCUCUGUUUUGGCAAAGCCUCAGAUGGAAGAAAUUGCUCGCGCUCUGAUCGAUACAGGACACCCAUUUUUAUGGGUCAUAAGAGAAACAGAUAAAGAAAAGGAAUUGAGUUGCAGAGGAGAGUUGGAGAAACAGGGGAUGAUAGUUCCAUGGUGUUCUCAAGUGGAAGUUCUGUCACAUCCAUCAAUUGGAUGCUUUAUGAGUCAUUGUGGGUGGAAUUCAACUUUUGAGAGCUUGACUUGUGGGAUUCCAAUGGUGGGAUUUCCACAAUGGGCUGAUCAAGCAACAAAUGUGAAGUUAGUCCAAGAUGUGUGGAAAACAGGGGUGAGAGUUGCAGAGAGAAAUGAUGGGUUAGUUGAAGCAGAUGACAUUAAGAGGUGUUUGGAUCUGGUUAUGGGGAGUAAUGAGAGAGGAGAAGAGAUGAGAUUAAACGCCAAUAAAUGGAAGGAAUUGGCAAGAGAAGCUACUAUGGAGGGUGGCUCUUCGGACAAGAAUCUCAGGACUUUUGUGGACGAGGUUUUGAGAGGAUGACAGCAAAGGCUUCUGUUCCCUUGUACUGAAUUUUUUCUGUUAUUAUUGUGAUGGACUAAAAUAAUUAAUGUUAUUUUUCUCAUGCAGAAUGGUUAUUCACUUAUUCUUCCUUGCUUUUGUUAUUGUCUUUUUUUCCCACGGUUUUUGUGACCCAGUGGUGAAGUUCCAGGAGUGUAACCUAAAUGUAACAUGUUUAAUUAUUCGAAAUAGUCUCUUUA
Molecule: messenger RNA, 1749 nt
Organism: Tripterygium wilfordii
Lineage: Eukaryota; Viridiplantae; Streptophyta; Magnoliopsida; Celastrales; Celastraceae
Product: crocetin glucosyltransferase, chloroplastic-like
Exons: 1
Coding region: 173-1531 (452 amino acids)
Molecular function (GO): UDP-glycosyltransferase activity
Source: RefSeq, a predicted model, not a curated record